AUGCAUCACAUUCCUCCUCCUCGUAACUUCCUCGUCCUCUCUGCCGUCAGCUCGGCCCCUUUCAACCCGAGUCACAAGUUCCUUGUCCUGUCCCCAACGGAGUCCGGACCGGACCCUCGGGGCUAUGACGAGCAAGCCUUGACCGACUCAACCUCGGUGGAGCAGAGUCCCGAGGCCGCUGCUGGUCUGCACCGUGCCAAUAGCUCAUCUUCCACCUCGUCGAACGAGUCUCAGUUCGAUGACCUGGCUGCCACUCUCCCCAGUGGUUUUCUUUACCUCGGCAACAGCAAGACCCGCAAGGCUUCUCAGUGA
Molecule: messenger RNA, 312 nt
Organism: Penicillium macrosclerotiorum
Lineage: Eukaryota; Fungi; Ascomycota; Eurotiomycetes; Eurotiales; Aspergillaceae
Exons: 1
Coding region: 1-312 (103 amino acids)
Source: RefSeq, a predicted model, not a curated record